AUGACAGAGAAAAUCGGUCUCAACGCCACUUGGGGAGACUUGGAUUCUCCCAACUCUUCCAGACUGGAGGAAAAUCCUUUGAUGACCCACCAGAACGUCACCUACGUUGAUUUCUACCUCCACAAGCCCCCCGUCGCUGCCGUCUUCACCGUCUCCUACCUCCUCAUUUUCCUCGUUUGCAUGGUGGGCAAUGGCGUGGUGUGUUUCAUCGUGCUGCGCAGCAAAAACAUGCGCACCGUCACCAACCUCUUCAUCCUCAACCUCGCCAUCAGCGACCUGCUGGUUGGCAUCUUCUGCAUGCCGACAACACUGGUGGAUAACAUCAUAACAGGAUGGCCAUUCGGGAGUGUCCUCUGUAAGCUAAGUGGAAUGGUGCAGGGAAUAUCGGUGUCAGCGUCCGUGUUCACUUUAGUGGCAAUAGCUGUUGACAGGUUUCGCUGCAUCGUCUACCCUUUCAAGCAGAAGCUGACCAUCGCUACCUCAAAACUGAUCAUUAUUAUCAUAUGGGUCUUGGCCGUGUCCAUCAUGUGUCCCUCGGGGGUCAUGCUCCAAGUCACCAAGGAGCAGAGAGUGAGAAUCGUCCUGGGCCGCAACAACGAGACCCGGCCUUUCUACUGGUGCCGGGAAAACUGGCCCAAUCAGGAAAUGAGAAAAAUCUACACCACCGUCCUCUUCACCAACAUUUACCUGGCUCCUCUCAGCCUUAUUGUCAUCAUGUAUGCGCGCAUUGGCGCCACGCUCUUCAAGACCCCGAUUCCUCCAUCGAGGGGAAGCCGAAGCGGUUCCAGGGAUGGCAGCGAGAAAAACAAGCUGAGCAUGGAGAGUCGUCACACCAUUUCACGGAAGAAGAAGCGCGUGAUCAUGAUGCUGCUGGUCGUGGCUCUGCUCUUCAUCCUGUCCUGGCUGCCUCUGUGGACGCUGAUGAUGCUGAGCGACUACGCCAGCCUCACAGAGCACCAGUACCGGGUCAUCAACAUCUACGUUUACCCCUUCGCCCACUGGCUGGCCUUCUUCAACAGCAGCGUCAACCCCAUCAUCUACGGGUUCUUCAACGAGAACUUCCGCAGGGGCUUCCAGGCGGCGUUCAAGUUCCAGCUGUGCUCCGCCGACAUCGUGCAGCAGAGGAGCUACUCCCAUCGGAUCAGGGGGAACGCCGUGCUCCCGGUCCAGCCCGUCCCCCUCGGCGGAUCCGACUCCCGCCUCAGAUCGCCACCAGAGAGAAACGGCCUGUGCUUGUGUCAGGAGGGGGAACGCUCGGAUCGCAAACACGACGUCAAGGAACAGGGUCUGGCCUUGGAGAACUUGGAGAAGGUGUCACACAUUUAG
Molecule: messenger RNA, 1326 nt
Organism: Salarias fasciatus (jewelled blenny)
Lineage: Eukaryota; Metazoa; Chordata; Actinopteri; Blenniiformes; Blenniidae
Product: neuropeptide FF receptor 2-like
Exons: 3
Coding region: 1-1326 (441 amino acids)
Biological process (GO): regulation of MAPK cascade; cellular response to hormone stimulus; regulation of adenylate cyclase activity
Cellular component (GO): plasma membrane
Molecular function (GO): peptide binding; opioid receptor binding; neuropeptide receptor activity
Source: RefSeq, a predicted model, not a curated record